GGGGCUUUCCUUUACCUCCUUAACUCCUUUCCUAAGCCCAUUUCCUCUAAGACAUACUUCUCCUACCUCUGUAAUUAACCAUUAAAUGUUCUUUUACACUUUGGGUCUUGCCCCAUAUUCUUACCCAGCUCCAGUGCUGCAGGCACAUUGUUCCGGGGCCUUAUGCUGCUCCUGGUGCCCGUCACCCACUGAGGAAGAUCCCCGCCGGGCGAGGGGCGGGAGGGAUCCUUCUCUCUCAGCUCCAAUAACUAAGGACCAGAAGCUCCCUGUGACCAGGACCUCCCGCGAACGAUGGACAACCUCACAUCGUCCACUUCCAGUACGAGGUCACGAGGGGAAGGUCUCUCCCUGGGCUGCGGACCAGUCCUGUGCAGCCAGAGCCAGUUUAUAAAAAUCCCAGGUGGAGUGUUAGCUGAUGGGAGCAAAGGCGGGUUGUCAGCACAGCUGGAGUUUGCGGAAGAGAAGAUGAAAGUGAACUAUGUCUCCAUCUGCAUCCGGAAAGGCUGGGAAGACAGAGCUCCACUCCUGAAGACCUUCAGCUUCUUGGGCUUUGAGGUUGUACGGCCAGGCCAGCCCUGUGUACCCUCUCAGCCAGAUGUGAUGCUCAGGGUUUACCCGCUGGACCGGAACUUGUCCCAUGAGCACUAACGGUCAGAGGAUGCUGUGCCCAAGAGCCACAGUGGGGACAGAGGGGGUUAGGCAGCCCUGGGACUGAGGAGGGGGCUCCUCGCUGACUAGGGAAGGGCGCUGAGGGGCUCAGGGUGAGGGCUGCCUAUUGUAUUCUUGGUGUUGACUCGUUGAAAUUGUUUUCCAUAAGGAACAGUAUAAACCUAUUAUUCCCAUGUGACCACCAGUAGUAAAUGAAGAUGUUUAUGAAGUGGCCUUCGAAGCUUUCUAAACUGCGUUGUGCGAUGUGCUCUAUCUAGCCUACGGGGAGGACAUUGCCUAGAGGGGGAGGGACUACCUGGGUCUGGGCCAAGACCUGGAGGGUUGGUGGGUAGCACUGUCAGGCUCAGGCCCCCCAGCUACUGGGCUUUCUCUCUGGUUUUUAAGACUUGUGUAUUUCCUUUCCUCG
Myotis daubentonii (Daubenton's bat) is the source of this 1075-nucleotide messenger RNA. RefSeq names its product ornithine decarboxylase antizyme 2-like. The record is from RefSeq and is a predicted model, not a curated record. Bases 292 to 648 code for a protein of 118 amino acids. The transcript has a single exon. NCBI's taxonomy places the organism in Eukaryota, Metazoa, Chordata, Mammalia, Chiroptera, Vespertilionidae.